AUGUCUGUGCCUGCAGACCUCCGGGUCUUAAGUCGCAAGCUGGCCGCAGCCUCACCGGCCGAUCUCCCGACGCUGUGUCCCGUGUUGGUGGGCCAUAUCCUGCGGUGCGGUGAGCCCCUGUCCGUGUCGUCAGAGCAGCAAGGCAAGAACAACACAAACGAGGCGACUGUGCUGGUGCACAAGCUCAAGACGCAAAUCAACACCCUCAUCCAAGGCAAGACACCCCAGGGCCGCUUUGUCGGCACGGCCCUGGCCAAGGCCAUCGUCGAUGUCGGCGGCUGGGAGAGUCUGCGGACGGCGGAGCCCUGGGUGCGCGGCCUGCUGUCGCUGCUGAACAAGCCCGACCCGAUGGCGUCAAAAGAACUGGCCGUCCUGACGCUGACCCGCAUCUACACACUGCUCCAGGCAUAUCCGACGCUGGUGCGCGAGAUUGCCACGCCCACGGUUCCCACAUUUGCGACGGCGUGCCUGCAGCUGAUCAAGCCGGCGGCGCCCGGCCAGCCGCCCAAGGCGCCCAUGAAUGUCGUCGAGACAGCAACGCGCGCGCUCUCUGCGUUGGUUCCCCUGUAUCCGACGACGCUGCGGCCGUUUGCAGGCCAGAUUCGGGCCGCGAUCCGCAGCUUCGUCGCACCGACGGCCUCAGACGGGGUGGUGGUCCCGCCGUCGCUGCGGCGGAGCGCGCGGCAGCUGCUGGUCGUGCUGCACUACACGGCGGCCAAGAACGGCAACUCGGACGACUGGUCGAAGAUGCUGAUGGGCCUCUUGCGUGACGCACAUGCCACGGCCGACCAGGUCUUCCGCGCCAUUCGCGAGUCGCGGGACCCUGGUUUGGGCUUUGCGGCGACGACGGUGUCGUUUGAAGGCGAGCCGCAAGGCGGCGGAGACGAUGUCGACGCGCUGCCGGCGUGGACGGGUCUUGCGAGCGGUGCCCAGCGCCUGCUUGGAGUUCUAGAGACAAUUGCACAGGUCUUCCGGGAACCGACGAAACUGCCCGUCGCGGUACCACUCGGGCUGCUAUCGGGCCUGGUGUCGCGCAUCUCCGUGGUCUCUGCGCCGACCUCGAGCACGCAAGAGAAGGACUACGCAUCGCUCAUCAACACCAGCAUCGGCCGCGAAGAGCGGGACGAGCUGUUUUCGGUCCUACCCAGCCUGCACGCGGCAUCCCUCGAACUGUUGUCGAGCAUUGUGAAACGGAUGGGUGCCAGCACGGUGCCUCUGGCCCCGGAGAUCCUGGAGGACGCGGUGCGCAUGUUCAUGUCGGACCGUCACAUUCCCCGCGUUCGGAAAAACACCUACGUGCUCACCAAGAACAUUCUGCCGCUGGUCGGCCCAUCCUUUGCACGGACCACGGUGGACCUGCUUGCCAAUGUGGUGCGCUCGAGCUGCCAGGACAUUCUGGAGGCCGGCGGCUUUCUGCAGGAGGACAAGACGGACGACAAGUCCAAGGCGGGUCAGAAUGGUGGCGCAAAAGGAGGCGCCGGUGGUGGUGCACGAGGCAAGUCGGCGUCGGCCAAUGCCGACUUGUUCUUGGCCAACGGCGCUGCCUCGUCUCAAGCAGCGGCAGCCGCGGCGCGCAAAACAUCUCGACUGAGUGCCGCCCACCUACGCGCCGCGGAAAACCUGCUGGCCGCCGUGCUAGCGUACAUACCACCACAACAUGUCAAAAAGGCCGACCGCACGCUGCUGGACCGCACGGCGAUUCUGAGUGCCAACAAGGGUGCCAUGGUGGCGAGCGUGCUGCAGCCGUACGUGGACCAGAGCGGCCGCUACUUUGCCAACACGAUACCGUUCCUAGCGCGCGCGUACCCGCACGAUGUGAGCAUGGAGAUUCUGCGCAGCAACCUGCGGACGGCACCGCACUACUAUGGCAACAUUUUCGCGGCCACAGCGCCGGGCGAGGACGACGCGUCGGACGCUGAGGAGGAGGAGGAUCAGGCGAUGGACGAUGCGGCUGAUCCUGAGCCAAUGAUGGACGGGCCGGAGAGUGGUGCACCAAGUGCACCUAGUGUGGUGGCCACGACGGAAGCAGGUGCCGGCUCGGGCGGCUUCUCUCUACCUUCUGUGUUUGCUGAGCGGAGCAAGCCAAACAUCAGUUCAUUGGGCAAUGCUGGGAACGCUACGGAGGGCGGCGCGCCGGCUGCAUUUGAGCCGCUGACACUGAAGCGCAAGUCGGACGAGAAGGACGAUGUGCCCUCUGCGGCUGCAAAGAAACUAGACACCGGCAGGGAGGCUAAGAUACCUGCGGCUGUUGCGCCCUCUGGUGUCGCAGCAGACGAUAGCGGUGAUGACAGCGACGGCAGUGUCCAGCUAGAGAUGGCCUUUGACGAUGACGAUGAGAGUGGCGAUGAGGAGUAA
This is a messenger RNA of Sporothrix brasiliensis 5110, 2355 nucleotides long. RefSeq lists its product as uncharacterized. NCBI's taxonomy places the organism in Eukaryota, Fungi, Ascomycota, Sordariomycetes, Ophiostomatales, Ophiostomataceae. The record is from RefSeq and is a predicted model, not a curated record. Gene Ontology annotation, biological process: rRNA processing. Bases 1 to 2355 code for a protein of 784 amino acids. The transcript has a single exon. Gene Ontology annotation, cellular component: nucleus.